Medicago truncatula (barrel medic) is the source of this 2370-nucleotide messenger RNA. RefSeq names its product putative cyclic nucleotide-gated ion channel 8. The coding region runs from base 1 to 2235 and encodes 744 amino acids. Gene Ontology annotation, biological process: monoatomic ion transport; transmembrane transport. The transcript is spliced from 7 exons. The record is from RefSeq and is a predicted model, not a curated record. Gene Ontology annotation, cellular component: membrane. Gene Ontology annotation, molecular function: monoatomic ion channel activity. Lineage: Eukaryota; Viridiplantae; Streptophyta; Magnoliopsida; Fabales; Fabaceae.
AUGUUUGAUUCUGGUUACAAGUCACAGUAUAUUGAAGGUCAGAAGGAGAAAUUUGUGAGGUUGGAUGAUUUGGAUUCCAAUUCGUCAAUGCCAUCUAGCUCAAGUGGGAUGAAGAAGUUAAGAUUUAAUUUAGAUUGUUUGCCUUUUCUUAUUCCCGGUCGCGGGAAAAAAAAUUCGUCGAAAUCGUUUCGAGUCGGAGUGAAAAAGGGAUCAGAUGGACUAAUGAAUAUUGGAAGAUCACUCAAAAGUGGAGUCACUUGGGGAGUUUUUCCAGAAGAUCUUAAAGUGUCACAGAAAAAAGUAUUUGAUCCUCAAGAUAAGAAUCUUCUUUAUUGGAACAAGUUUUUCGAGAUUCUAUGCAUCCUUUCUGUAGCUUGUGAUCCUUUCUUUUUUUAUCUUCCUUAUUUCAACCACAAAUCAUAUUGUUUAGCCAUAGAUAACAAUCUAGCGAAGUUUACUGUUAUAUUGAGAACAAUAUGUGAUUUUAUUUAUCUCAUUCGCAUAAGUUUCCAAUUCCGCACCGCCUUCAUUGCACCUUCAUCUCGAGUAUUUGGAAGAGGUGAACUUGUCAUAGAUCCUGGAUUGAUCGCAAAGCGAUAUUUACAACGCUAUUUCAUUAUUGACUUCUGGUCUGUGCUGCCGCUGCCACAGAUGGUAGUGUGGAAGUAUCUUUAUAGUGCAAGACGCUGGAAGGUAUUGGAUACAAAAACAUCACUAUUGAGACAUGUCAUCAUGCAAUAUUUUCCGAGAAUGGUACGGUUCAUACCUUUGGCUUCCGAAGUUAAAAAGACAGCUGGUGUUUUUUCUGAAAAUGCAUUGCUCGGUGCCAUGUACUAUUUGAUCUGGUAUAUGCUUGCUAGCCAUAUAACGGGUUCUGUAUGGUACUUGCUAGCGAUAGAACGUAACGACACAUGCUGGAAGAAUGCAUGUAAAGAAGUUGAAGGAUGUAAUUCAAAUUUCUUGUAUUGUGGAAGUUCAAGUAAGCAUAUACCAGGGUAUGAAAGUUGGAGAAAUGUGAGCCAAUCUGUGCUUAAAAGUAAAUGCUUUAUUGAAGAUGAUAACUCGGCUUUCAACUAUGGAAUCUUUUCUCAAGCUAUAGAAUCUCAUAUUGUUGCUUCCAUAGAAGUUUUCCCAAAAUUUUGCUACUGUCUAUGGUGGGGACUUCAGAAUUUAAGUACACUUGGUCAGGGGCUUCUAACUAGUACCUACCCUGGAGAGGUUUUGUUUUCCAUAGUAAUAGCUAUUAUGGGGCUUGUGCUCUUUGCUCUUCUGAUUGGAAACAUGCAGACCUACCUUCAAUCAAUGUCGGUUCGUCUGGAGGAAAUGAGGAUCAAAAGGCGUGACUCCGAGCAGUGGAUGCAUCAUCGCUUGCUUCCUCCGGACCUAAGGGAAAGAGUCAGACGCUACGACCAAUACAAGUGGUUGAACACCCGAGGGGUCGAUGAAGAAAAUUUGGUUCAGAGUCUUCCAAAAGAUCUUAGAAGAGAUAUCAAACGUCAUCUUUGUUUGAAUUUAGUCAGAAGGGUUCCUCUCUUUGCUAACAUGGAUGAACGCUUGCUUGAUGCGAUAUGUGAGCGAUUGAAACCGAGUUUAUAUACAGAGCGAACUUUCAUAGUUAGGGAAGGUGAUCCAGUUGAUGAGAUGUUCUUCAUCAUUCGUGGUCGUCUAGAGAGUGUUACUACAGAUGGUGGAAGAAGUGGCUUCUUCAACAGAGGAGUUUUGAAGGAAGGUGAUUUUUGUGGUGAAGAGUUGCUAACAUGGGCAUUGGAUCCAAAAUCUGCAGCAAGCUUACCAUCAUCAACAAGAACCGUGAAAGCUAUGAGUGAGGUAGAGGCAUUUGCUUUAGAAGCAGAGGAAUUGAAGUUUGUUGCAUCACAGUUUAGACACAUACAUAGUAGACAGGUUCAGCAUACAUUCCGUUUCUAUUCGCAACAAUGGCGAACAUGGGCUGCAAUCUAUAUUCAAGCUGCAUGGAGGAAGCAUUUAAGGCGAAGACGAAGGAAGGAGGAAGAAGAAUACUACGAGGAUUACGCGGGAAGUGAUGAUUCUGCAAGGGCGUUGGUUCCGGGUCCUGAAAGUUCGUCAAAAUUUGGACUUAAUACAACAGUCUAUGCUUCUCGGUUUGCUGCUAACCUUCGUGGUCAUAGACUUCGAGUGCCAAGUUCAAGAGACCUGGUGAAUAUCCCAAAGCCCUCAGAACCUGAUUUCAGUGCUCUCAAUGAUAAAGAGUUAUGAAAUUCUGUUUUGCUUAUGAGGACUGUGUUAUCUUCAUUUACACUGCUGCCGCUGCGAUUGUCCUUCAGCAUGACACUGUCUGUACUUGUAAAGUAUUGUGUAUUUGUCAGCUGAUAACAGUGUUGGCUUAUACAG